UUUUAACAAAUCAAAUAAAUAUAUAACACUCGUAAUAGUCUCAAUAAAUAGAAGGUAUGGAUAUGGCUGAUGAACGUUGCGUCUUUUGUUUAGAUAAGAAAUCUCACCCUAAAUUUAUUAGAUGCGGUCAUGCAUUUUGUCGAAAAUGCAUUAUAAAGUAUAUCAGACAUGCAAAUCAACAUGGUUAUAGAAAGAGAUGUCCAAUUUGCCGUCGGCGAUUUUGGUUUUUGCAAAAAUCACCAAAGACACGAAGAGUAAAUGGUAGUGUAACCCAUGCUAUGAAUAUCCAGAUUCAUAUUCGUAUUAGCAGUUGAAUACAAUUGAUGAUACCAGAACUGCAAUAAACAUAUCUAGAAUGUAAGCAAGGGUACGCAAGAAAAACUUUAAACUCUGUCAUCAUCAGUUCUUAUAGUCUCUAGUCUAGCCUUACUUUACUGUUACUUAUGAUGUUACAUUUAUUGGUUCUUGGCUUAUAAUAUUAUGGACGCUUAUUCCACACAUUUGUUUUUGUUACUUACAUUUUAUUUA
Teleopsis dalmanni is the source of this 528-nucleotide messenger RNA. RefSeq names its product E3 ubiquitin-protein ligase RNF170-like. The transcript is spliced from 2 exons. NCBI's taxonomy places the organism in Eukaryota, Metazoa, Arthropoda, Insecta, Diptera, Diopsidae. The coding region runs from base 57 to 314 and encodes 85 amino acids. The record is from RefSeq and is a predicted model, not a curated record. Gene Ontology annotation, molecular function: metal ion binding.